CAGCUGUGAUUAAAAGGUAUUUAGUGUAAGAAAAUGUAUAAAUGUUAUUGUAUGCUUGCUUUUUAUGCAGUACUAUAUAAGGCUGAACGAUACCUUCAGGUAAAAAGAGCUUUUGUUUACCUUGAUGGAAAGUUCGAUUUUAUUAAUAAAUAUAAAAUAAAAACAACAGUGCCUAUUGGAGGGUAAUUUUACAGUGAAAAACAUUACCAGGAUUACACAGAAAAUUAAUUUGACUUUUGAGAAUUAAUUUGAGAUUUGAAAAGAGAGACGCGUAGGCUGCCAUUGAAACAAUCAGAUCUGCUGGAUUCUUAAAAUGGACCCGCAGGCCCGCAAGUUGUUUAAAGCUAGUUUUCUGUGUUAAUUUACUUGUCCAUAUUUGUCGGUUUUUAUUUAACUUUCCAUUUAGGUAGGCUAUUAUUAAAAAGUGUGCGCGCGUUGUGCUUUUUCUUCUUCUUGUGAAUGUUUGGCCAACAGGCUGCUGAUUGGCUGCCGCGGGUUCGCGCGCGCUCGGUGUUUUACGGUAACGCGCUCAGGUGAGGCGCAGGUGAUUGACAGAUGAAGAACAUCGUCAGAGACACCGGCGGGAUGACGCGAUGCACGCGCAGCUGACGGACACAGCACGCGCUUGAUCAGUAACUGACAGACUGGACGCAGUGGAGGUAUCUGAAGCCACGUGUGCAUUAUGAAGGAGAACAGGUCCUCGUGUCAGGUGGAGCAGCUGCCCUGUGCAUGUCUGCUAGACUGCCACCGACCGACCCACACCCGCGGCGCCGCAGGGGCCCCGCCACGACACAGAGCCAACGGGGCCGUGGGGGCCUCGUGCAACAGUCCCAACUGCGUGGUGGCCGCCAGGCUGGAGGACCCAGAGCGGGGCCGGCACGGGGCCGGCAGGGUGCUGGUCACCGGAGGGGCCGGGUACUUCGGGUUCAGGCUGGGCCGGGCUCUGGCAGGCCAAGGGGCCACGGUUUUACUCCUGGACCUCCACAAGCCGCCCUGGGAUCUCCCCGAUGGAGCCGUCUUCCAGCAGAUUGAUAUCCGGGAUUAUGAUGCCCUGUAUAAGAUCUGUGCAGGAGUGGACGUCAUUUAUCACACUGCUUCCUAUGGGAUGUCAGGACCGGAACAGUUGAGGAGAAAGAUGAUUGAAUCAGUGAAUGUCGGCGGCACGAACAAUAUCAUAAACGUCUGUACGGAGAGGGGCAUCUCUAGACUCAUCUACACCAGCACAGUCAAUGUGGCGUUUGCUGGCCGACCCAUCGAGGAUGGAGAUGAAGACUCGGUUCCCUGUGUGCAGCUGGACAUGCACAUAGACCAUUACUCUAGGACCAAAGCUAUCGCUGAACGCAUGGUGCUCGCUGCCAACAGAAGAUCAACAAAAGGUGGUGCUCUUCUUCACACAUGUGUCCUGCGCCCCUCUGGUAUCUACGGUCCUGAAGAGAGAAGACAUUUACACAGAGUGAUGGUGAAUGUGGAGAGGCGGUUGUUCAGCUUUCGUUUUGGGGACCCUAAUGCCAAGAUGAACUGGGUCCAUGUGGACAAUCUUGUGACGGCUCACGUUUUAGCAGCAGAAGCGCUCACUGCAGAUAAAGCUUAUGUGGCGAGUGGACAGGUUUAUUUCAUCAAUGAUGGGGAGUCUGUCAAUGUCUUUGAAUGGUUGACACCUCUGUUCGAAAGACUGGGAUACGGUCGCCCACUGAUUCACCUUCCCGUGUCUCUGGUCUACUCAGCAGCAAUUCUGAUGGAGCGACUGCAUGUGGCUCUGAGUCCUAUAAUGGAGAUCCCUUUACUUCUGACAAGAAACGAGGUGAGAAACAUUGCCGUCAGUCACACCUUUAAAAUCGAGAAGGCGCAGCGAGAACUGGGCUUCAGUCCUGAGAGAUACAGCCUGAAAGACUCGGUGGAUCAGUACCUGCGGAGCCGGCCGCCGCGCUCAGCUGCAUCGUUACUGAACACACGCUUCCUCUUCCUGCUGCUCCUGCUGCUCCUGACGGGAGUCAUCGCCCUCACGAUCUGCCGCCAGUAAACACACCUCCACACUUCUCGUCGGUCCCUUGUAGGGUUUGAACGGGGGCUGGGCGAUACAGUAAAUUCAACAUUGAGCAUAUCUUUUAUUUUGACAUUAUUUUUCGACAACGCUAUCGUUAAAUUAAUUUUAAACUUUGAGAGCGUUGCUUCUGUCAUCAAUUACUCAUUUUAAUGCCAUCUCAAGAACCAGUGAGGUGUGUGAAACACACAAGCUUUAUAUUACGGGUUUUAUGGUUUUGUUGGUGAGUAAAUGACGACAGCAUUUUCUUUUUGAGGUGAACUCUUGUCUCUUUAAGACAGAUCUACAAUAAAAUACACUUAAAGUUAUAACGUAUACUUAGAAAAGUAUGUAUAAGUAACUGUCCACUUCAGUUAAUUCAAUAAAAAUUAAGGUCUCUUAACUAGUCGCUUAUUGGCAUGCAUACUAGAAUAUUAACCAUUUAUUAGUUAUUAAACACAUAUUAAUGCCUAUCCCUAACACCUAAACUUAACAACUACCUUAUUAACUAUUAAUAAGCUGCAAAUGAAGAAUUUAUUGAGAGAAAAGUCGUGGUUAAUAGUAAGUGCUUGCUCCCCGUUUUAAAGUUUUACCAAAACGAUUAAUUUGUGCCAUCACUAAUAUAAUUUAAAUAAAAAUAACCCGCCGUUAUAAUUAGUGUAUAUUGUUUUAUAUUCAUGAUGUAUUUAAAACAAAGAAAAAUGCAAUGAUUAUUUUAAAUUAAUUUAAUCAGGCUAUGUAAUAUAUAAUAGGCUAUAAUGGCUGUUUGGUUCAGAUGCCCGUUUCAUUUAUUGAAUUAUUUAUUUGCUUGCUAUAUCGCUCACCCGUAUUUUGAACCUACGGUGUUUCCGGAUCAGAUCAUGAAGCACAGAGCUGCACCACCUCAGAAACAAAACCACUAUGAUUGUACGUAAAAUACAGUCCUGAUCAAAUAUAGGCGUGCGAUGUGGUGUAAAACUAAAAUAUAACCUGCGGAGUAUAUCUUUGACCGUGACGAACAGAAGGAAAUUGCUAGUAGUACGUUUUAAAAUGAUGUCUGUUAGUACCUAGACCAGAAUUCACUUAUUUAUAGCUUCUUUUUUAUCGAGUCUUCAGUCCGUGUAACUCUGAAUCGUGAUGUACAUUAAAUACGUUGUUUGUGUUAAAAGUUAGUGUUGGUGAAUUCUACUAUUAUGGCUUUAAUUUAUUUAAGUUUUUUGCCCACGGUCUUCCAUAAAACGAAGCGCGUGUAUAGUCGCACUUCCUGAACGUGCGCACUGCAAAAGAAACGCUCGUUCAUUUCGGUACGCGCCGUUUUUCAUUCGCAUUCCUUUCAUUAGCGCUCUAUUUACAUGUUCAUACCGAGUUGUAUGUUGCUCGGAUGAAGGCCUUUCGCCUCGACCUCGACUAAGAAGCAGUUUGAAAGAAAGCAUAUCAAUACUGAGACAGAAAGAACCAGGGCAAUGCUUACUCUACGCAAGUCAUAGUCACUUCAACACACUCUUUUUUUUAGUAUCACCCCAUAUGAACUGUGCCGGUGUGUGUUUGGGAACGAGUGAGAUUGAGUGUGUGUGUGUGCUCACAUCCGCUGAAGUAUUACAUUUGUGUCAUAAGUGUUCAUUUUUCGGUCAAACACAAGCAACUUCAACUCAGCUGACAUAUAAAUAACAGAGUGGUGUGUUUGGAAAUACUAUAAAUGUCCGGAGGGAGAUUUUUUUGAUGUGCAAAGCGAGGUUUGAAGCAACUAAUAUUUACCAGCGUCUUACACAUUCGAAGCAUUAAAGCAGUAAAUGUAUGCCAUGCGAGGCAUUCAUGAACGCCAAUGAAAUGUUUUAUAUUCCAAAGUGUACACCGACAUAAUCUUUCAUUUUGCUUUGUACUACCAGCUGUUGUCUUUUAAGACUUUGCGCGCUGUUUUCCAGAUAUCUCUUAGGUUUGUGAUGAGUUACAAAUGUGACGCGAGAUAGCUGUUCAGCAGUUAUAAAUGAACAAGUUGAAUAAAAUGUGCUGUGAACCCUCUUGCUAUUAAAGCCUUGCAUUUUCUUCAACGGUUUACUUAAACUUCGCCUCAUUAAC
Molecule: messenger RNA, 4075 nt
Organism: Puntigrus tetrazona (Sumatra barb)
Lineage: Eukaryota; Metazoa; Chordata; Actinopteri; Cypriniformes; Cyprinidae
Gene: sdr42e2
Product: short chain dehydrogenase/reductase family 42E, member 2
Exons: 12
Coding region: 683-2020 (445 amino acids)
Biological process (GO): steroid biosynthetic process
Molecular function (GO): 3-beta-hydroxy-Delta5-steroid dehydrogenase (NAD+) activity
Source: RefSeq, a predicted model, not a curated record